Molecule: messenger RNA, 483 nt
Organism: Capsicum annuum
Lineage: Eukaryota; Viridiplantae; Streptophyta; Magnoliopsida; Solanales; Solanaceae
Exons: 1
Coding region: 1-483 (160 amino acids)
Source: RefSeq, a predicted model, not a curated record
AUGGUUAGUUUGUCUUUCUUGAAGAUGUCCAGGCGACCUUUAGCUAGAGAGUUUCAAACUCUAGCAUCUCAGAGCAUGCAAUUUGGGAUCUCAGAUAAGGAUGGAGUAUUGGCUAGUGUUGAGGUGAAGUCGACAUUUGUAGAGAAGAUCAAGGCCAAGCAAUUUGAGGACAAAAAGUUGAAUACACUCCAAAAUAAAGUGGUACAUGGGGAGGUGGCAGACUCCACCCUUGUCGUAAAUAGGGUGUUGUGUUUUAGGGGAACAUUAUGUGUUGCUCGAGUUUGGGAUUUAAUUCCUGAUGUACUUUUAGAGGCAUAUGGUUCACGUUAUUCUAUUCAUUUGGGUACCACCAAGAUGUACCAUGACUUGAGGCAGCUUUACUGUUGGCUCAAAAUAAAGAGGGACAUCAUGGACUAUGUGUCCAAGUAUCAAAAUUGUCAACGUGUGAAGUAUGAGCAUCAAAGUCCUGCGGGGUUGCUUUAA